GCGGCAUCUCUCUCCUUCCAGCUGUAUGUAGGAACCGGAUCGAGCGACAACACACACCGACAGAAAUGUCUCCGUUUUUAACGGUACUUUCGGUAUAAACGGAUCAGAGCGGCGGAGCCUGGUAGACCGGUAACCGAGGCAACGGUGCAUGCCGCUCGCGGCGCGGAUUUCUGCCCCGGAGGAGGAGAAAAACCCCGGAUGAGAAGCGACCCGGGGGAGUCUUCUUCUUCUAUAGCUCAGGUGAUGGCGCCCACGCGGAUGAAACUACGAGUCCGUCGGCGCGGCAACGCGGCCACCGCCGCCGCCAGCGACGACGCCGGCCAGCCGGAGGAGGAAGAAGAAGAAGAAGAAGAAGAAGAGGAGGACGAGCAGCGGCGAAGACGACAGGGCACCACUCGCACCAGCCGCAGGAAAAACACCACCAGCACCACCUCGGCUACUCCCGCCGCCGCCGCUGCUCCCGCCGCGUCCUCGUCUCCGCCGCCGGCGCCGGCGGAGGACGCGUCCCCGGACUCGAAGUGCCCGAUCUGCCUGGACCGGUUCUCCAACGUGGCGUACCUGGACCGCUGCCUGCACCGGUUCUGCUUCCCGUGCGUGCAGGAGUGGUCUCGCAGCAAGCCCGAGUGCCCGCUGUGCAAGCAGCCCUUCGCCUCCAUCCUGCACUCCGUGGUCGCCGCCGACGACUUCAAGGAGUACACGCUGAGGAGGCCGCCGCCGCCGCCGCCGCCCGUCGACGGUGGCGGCGGCGGCGGCGACGGCGUGGCCACGAUCGCCAUGGUGGCGGCCAUGGCGUCGGCGGCGCGCAGCGAUCACCAGAUGAGGCUGAUGCUGCGGAGGCACCGCGGGGGAGGAGAGGCGGGCGUGGUUGCCGGGGGCGUGGUUGCCGGGGGCGUUGCCACGCGGCGGCAGCGGCGACACCGGAGGGAGAGGAGGGGGGGCGUGUGGGAGUCGUACCUGGACCCCCCCCCGCCGGGGCCACCGGGGCCUCGCCAUCAGCUCGCCGUCUCGGACCGGGAGGAUGGAGACGAUCUGGAGGAGGAGAGGACCAGCCCGAGGCCUCGGGGACCCGACCUGACGGAGCGUGGCGUGAUCUUCGAGGGUCUGACGGGACUCGGCGGCGCCGUGGCGCCCGUCGCCACCGGCGACCGCGCGGCGCGGCGCCUAGCGACCCGUCUGGCUACGCGCCGGCGGCUGCAGCGGGAGGGCGGCGCCGUGCGGGCGCUGCGCGAGCGCGAGACGCUGGCACUCCGCCGCGCGCUCUACCGCAGCGGCGUGCGCGUCCGCGGCGUUGCCGGCGACAACGGGCAGCAGCCGCAGCGUGACAUCACGGCCGAGAGCUUCCGCAGGAACCCGUCCCAGCUCCACAGGCUCCGCCCCUGGCUGGGCCGCGAGCUCACCGUGCUGUACGGCGCCCACGCCAUGCUGGUGGACAUCGUGCAGCGCAUCAUCACGGCGCGGCUGGCUCGCCACGGCCUGGAGGACACGCCCACCAUAGAAGAAGAGCUGCGCCCGUUCCUGCUGGCGCGCACGGACCACUUCCUGCACGAGCUGGUGAGCUUCGCCCGCUCGCCGCUCAGCCUGGAGAGCUACGACCUGCAGGCCGUGUACGAGCCGCCGGACGCCGGCGGCGGUGUUGCCGUGACGCUGGACGCCAGCGACGUCUCCGACGGCAGCUCCGUCAUCGCCAUCUCCGAGGGCGACGACGACGAGGAGCGCCGCAGCGCUCAGGAGGACGUGAUGCAGACAGGAAGUUGCCUCAGCCUGGCGGCGUGGGACGACGAGACCCCCGGCCCGUCCUACACCACCGCCGGCGUGGACCCCGCCUGCCCGCUGGUCGCCAUGGCCACCGAGGACGAGUGUCUGAUCGUCGGCUACAAGAAGCCGAUCGCCGAGCGGACGCCGGAGCUCGUUCAGCUUUCCUCCGACAGCGAAGAGGAGGAAGAGGAGGAGGAGGAGGAGAAGAAGACGAAGGAGGAGAAACUUCCUCCGCUCGCCUUCCUACCCACAAUCCCUCCCUGCACGUCCCGCGCCUGCAGCUCCAGCUGCCGGGAGGAUCCUCCCCCGGAGAGUACCGAUGGCGGCGGCGGCGAGCAGCGUCUGUCCGUGAGCUCGGGGGCCGACAGCGAGACGCCGCGGGGCCGCCGAGACGCGACGAAGAAGAAGAAGAGGAGGAAGAAGAAGAAGAAGAAGAAGAGGGGGAGAGAGAGGAAGAGCGGCACGCUGUCCAACCCUAACCGCUCCAUCUUUCCCGCCAUGAUACAGCGCGGUCGCCGGGGGCAACGGCGCUCGCCGUGCCUCUCCGGCGGCGGCGGCGGCUCGUCUCCAGACUCCAGCUGGGAGCUCUCUCCUCUCUCGUCCUGCGUCUCCUCUUCUUCAUCUUCCUCCUCUCCCUCCUCUUCUUCCUCCUCUCCCUCCUCUUCGUCGUCCUCGCCGCCGCCGGCGCCAUCAUUGUCGCCCGGCAACUAUCACCACGGGGGGGAGAAGCCCGGAGGAAAGAGGAAGUACAAGAGCCGCCACCUGGACAGCGUGGCCGACGACCCCACCUGGAGGCCGAGCAGGAAGAGCAGCAGGAAGCGGCCGAGCCGAGCCGAGCGGAGUCCCAGCGUGGAGAUCGUCUACGAGGGAACCAUCGCCGGGAACGCCGCGUCAUCGCCGCCCGCCGCCAAGCGCCGCAGGAAGCCGCGCCGCCACGCACGCCUCAGCAGCUCUCCGGUGAUCAUCACACUCGACAGCGACAGUAGCCAUGACGACGACAACGAUCCCCCCAGCGGCGGCGGCAGCGCCAGCAGCAGUCCUCUCAGCAGCCAGCAGACCGUCGACUUCUCCGACCUCCGUCCGCCGCCACGGCUUCCCGUCCACAUCCUGGACCGCGAGUCAGACGGCGACCACGGCAACCACGGCAACCACGGCAGCGACGUGGACGUGGAGAACGGCAGCUCGCCGCCAGGAUCGCACGGCGACGACGGCGAUAAAGACACGAAGGCAACAGAUCAGAGAGACGUCGCCGCGACGACGACGACAGCACCGAGUCCGGUUCUCGGUAAAGACCCGGACGUGCCGAACGCCGACAGCCGUCUCCUAGCAACCAUCCUGGACGACCUGGAGUGGACCGCCGCGGCGAGACGCGAAGACGCUCCGUUCAUCAACUCGGAGCCGCGGACUUCAAACCGGGAAACGAACUGGCUCGACGACGAUCGCCGCCCGCCGCGUCUGGAGCGCCCGAAUGAGUGCCGUGGCGGCGCCGGCGGCGAGGACGUCCCGCCGCGGCCGUACGACCGCAACACGCUGCCGCCGCUAAAGCACAAAGACUCCGUCCGUCCGAUCUCGUCUCCUUCGUCUCCCUUCGCGUCGCACCUCGCCGUCAGUUCUCACGCCACCGAGCUGCGUUCGCCGCGUGGCGGUGGCGUUAGCGCCGAGCUAACGGCGGCUCCAGCGGUCGGCGCCCGAUUAGCAUGUGGCGUCCCCGAAAAGGGACGAGUCGCCGCCGGCUUCUUCUGCUCUGCCGACCUGCGCGACGAGGAGAGCCGGGGGAUCCCUCCUCUCGUCUCCAUUCCUACUUUCUCAACGCUGAAGAGACCUUUCGCUUUGGCGGCGAGAGGAGAGCCCGGCGGCGGCGCUGGCGGCGAAGGCGGCGGCGCCGGCGGGCUCUCGGCCAACGACGCGCAUUCCCGCGCUCGCUUCGCCCCCGUCAACUCCCGACUCGCGCAUCGAGCGCCCGGGAAAGUAGUUCCUGACGUCGAUUUCUUCUCGCGUCUGGCGCUCGAUUCGUCAAAGAAAGAGGAACCAUCUUCGUCAUCGUCGUUCGGUUCUUCGUCGCCCGUCGGUUUACGCUCGGCGGGGACGGGCGCCGAAUCCGACGACGCCGACGUGCGUUCUUCCGGCUCGGUCGACGACAGACGCUUGGAAAGUAGUCCCGGUUUCCUCUCGCGUCCGGAGAAAGAAGACGAAGAACUCUCUUCUGCCGCCGCGGGACGCGGGAAUCGAACUCUCGACUCCCUUCGGCUCGAGACUACCGGGAGCGUUUCCUCCGAGACUACGUCGGCGGACGUUGGCGCCGACGUAGUCUCGGGCGUUUACCUGAACCGCGUUCCCUCCGUAGAUCCCUCCGCUUCCCGCGCAGAAAGGUUUUCUCUCUCGGAGACGGAAGCCUCUCUGAAGCUGCCCUUCAUCGUGACGCCGCGGCGCCGCGACGCCGACGUACGUUUGAACCACGCGUCGGAGUCUCCCGGGGAAUCGGACUCGCGUCUCCCCGGCCUCGCCGACUCGCGUCUGAAACACGAGAACCACGUCGUCGCCACCGUCGACCCCGGACCCGGCUGGCGGCCGAAAGACCCUCGGGGAGACAAUCAUGAGAGCCGGAGGGACUCAAGCUUCUUCCUCUUCCUUCUCUCCUCUCGUCCUCCGGAGAAGAGAAACUCGGAGAGAUAA
Molecule: messenger RNA, 4428 nt
Organism: Perca flavescens (yellow perch)
Lineage: Eukaryota; Metazoa; Chordata; Actinopteri; Perciformes; Percidae
Product: flocculation protein FLO11
Exons: 8
Coding region: 199-4428 (1409 amino acids)
Biological process (GO): protein polyubiquitination; protein monoubiquitination
Molecular function (GO): ubiquitin protein ligase activity; metal ion binding
Source: RefSeq, a predicted model, not a curated record